CUCUCUCUCUCUGUGCAGGCUGCAACACUUGUUCUUCUUCAAUUUCAUUUUCAUGGGGAAAGACUGGCUCUACUGGAUCGCCGGGAAGAGAAGGUCACCGGGAGAAAUGGCGCCGGCGGCCACAACAGGCGGCGGCUGUAUGCACGCAGUUUUCCAAUUCUUCGAUUCCCCACUACCUUCCAAUCAUCAUCAUUUUCAUUACAACCACCAUUGCGAUUCUUCCUCUCUUCUUCCACCACAUCAAAACCCCACUCCUUCAUCUCCACCUCCACCUCCACCUCCACUCUCAUUAUCAUUAUCCAAAGGUUUGGAAGCACCCAGAAACAGCCUCGACUUCGAUCAUAAUCCUUCACUCCUCUCAAAACAAGACCAUAACUUAAAUUUACCCGUAAGAUCAAUUCAGAUUAAAACAAGCCGCCAUAGCCAUAGCCAGGCCGACUUCUCCCCCAAAAGCAGCAGCAGCAGCAGCAAUAACAAUUCCCCCGGAAUAAAGACCCCAAGUGUCGUCGCCAGGCUCAUGGGCCUCGAUUUGCUGCCGGAAUCCAAUUCUCCGGCCACAGCACCCUCCCUCCGGCAAAAAUCCCGUCACCGGCGCACCAAAUUCAGAUCCUUCCUCCACAAAUCACACAAACCCUUCUCCGACGACGACAUCACCGUCGGCGCCCGCUCGCUGCCGGAAACGCCCAGAAUAUCCUCCGCCCGGAGAUCCGACUUCGACCUCCACCACCGCCUAUCCCUCCAAAUAAACACAAAUAAUCAAGAAUCGAAUAAAAGAAUAUUCCGGCACGACGAGAACCGAUGCCCCGCCGGCGCCGGCCAUUGCCCCAAGCAAAUCUUCAGAGACAGACGUGUUGGUGCUGACAUCACUAACCUCACAAGAAGAGACGAAAAUCUCAUCCUCCUCAAGAAAAAAGAUUCGUCCGCAAAAACGAUUUCUUACCAACGCCAAUCCUCGGACACGACGAAAUCCCGCCGAGUUUCGAUGACAUCCGAGAUUAGAGAUAAUCAGGCUCGAGAAUCCAUUCCAUUGAAGCAGCAGAAAAAAGCUUCGAGUAAUGGAAAUAAUCCCCCGUCAGGACUCAAAAAAUUGCGCGUUCAGACCUCCAGGAACAAGAAAGAGGAAACAUUUGUUCAUCCGAAAACAGACAAGAUUAAAUCCAAGAAAACUCCAUUACAGCUAUCUAAUCGUUCGUACAACCGGCCAGAUAACGGACCAACGGUCAAAGAAAACGUCGUUCCAAACGCCGUUAACGGCGGCGCAGCGACGGAGUACGGCGAUUAUAUUCAAAGAAUUCUCAGUCUUGCCGGCGUCGAGGAUAAAUUGACGGCGUUAACCUCCGUCAAAUGGCACUCCAAUUUGCACCCUAUUAACCCGUUAAUCUUCCACCGCAUUGAGCUGUUCCACCUCGCCGGAGCUGGAGGAGCCGCCGUUCUGAGCCACCGCUGCAACAGGAAGCUGAUUUUUCAGGUGGUGGACGAAUUGUUGGCCGGAAUUUUAAAAUCCGAUGUUUGUUUCAAGAAAUUUGUAUCCUCCGUCGGUACUGCGAAUUGCCGGAUUCCGUUGGUUGAAGAAUUGUGCAGAAAAAUAGAUAAUUUUCCGGCGGCGAAUUGUUUGGUCCUCGAAGAUAUCGAUUCGUUGAUUUGUAAAGAUUUCCGGCGGCUGGAUGGGGAGUUCGAGGAGGAAGGGGAGAGAAUCGUGCGCGAGAUUGAAGCUGAAAUAAUGGAGCAGUUGGUUCGCGAGACGGUGGCGGCGAUGGUGGCUCGCGGCGGCGGCGGCGGAGGAGACAACGACAUGCGGAUGUCACGUGCCGGGAAUCACGUGAGGUGAUUAUGAUGCCAUGGGCCGUUUUAGUUGGGCGUCACGUGCCUUAUUAUUAUUAGGCUUGACCAAUCAGGUUAUAUAUAUAGGAAUAUGAAUUUAUGUAUAUGUAUAUGUAUUUGGAUGUAAUUGUAUUCAUAUUGUAAAUAAAAUCCUUUUG
This is a messenger RNA of Andrographis paniculata, 1979 nucleotides long. RefSeq lists its product as uncharacterized. The record is from RefSeq and is a predicted model, not a curated record. Lineage: Eukaryota; Viridiplantae; Streptophyta; Magnoliopsida; Lamiales; Acanthaceae. The transcript has 4 exons. The coding region runs from base 53 to 1828 and encodes 591 amino acids.